Aegilops tauschii subsp. strangulata is the source of this 2849-nucleotide messenger RNA. RefSeq lists its product as uncharacterized. The record is from RefSeq and is a predicted model, not a curated record. NCBI's taxonomy places the organism in Eukaryota, Viridiplantae, Streptophyta, Magnoliopsida, Poales, Poaceae.
ACCAACAAAAAAAAAUCCCGCGCCAUCUCCUCUCUCUCAUCGAAGCAGACUCUGUUUCGUGGUUUCACCGUCCCCUCGCCGUCGCCCUGUACUCGCGCCACCGCUUCCUUCCUAGCAUCUCCUCUAGAGACAGAUCUGCCCUACGCCCCCGGCCGCGGCAAGCCCUCCUCCCUUUCAACCCCAAUCGCUCAAACUCGGGCCACCGCAGGAGCUUUUCCUUCAUGCGUUCACCACCCCUUGCUACUGUUCCACGUGGUCGCCGCCACCGCAUCCUGGCAUCUCCGGCCGUAUGCGCAUCAGGCCAAUCCGCCCCGGAGGCCAUCGCUGCUGCAAGUGCUAGCAGCCGGAUGACAUACCAGUGCAGCCCGACGGCCGUGAACAAAGCAUCCUCAACCUCACGCACUAACAGCUUAGAUGUUGAAGAGCGCCUUGGCAGAGUCAAGUGUGGACAAUUAUCUAGGAAGCAAGUGAAUGGAAGUUCAAGUAACCAUACAGCAGGAUCCAUUGGAAUGCCAUUACGGGCCCCUUUUCAAGAUAUUACAAAUGUGGUUGACUCACAUAGUUUAUCAAAAGGGAGACAAGCACAAAAAAUUCUUGGUUCAGUGGAUCAUCCAAUUACUGGGACAAAACGAUCAAUCAAUCUAUCUGGCAUAUCCAUACAGUCAAAUACUCCUUCAACUGGACACAUAAGUCUAACAACAAAUGCUUCCGAGCGUAAGCGUUAUCGUGAUCGGGAAAGAUACUUGGAGAUGACUCCAGAACAGCACGCUGCCUACCUGGAAAGGAACCGUGAGUACAAACGGAGAAGGAAAAAUCCUGCUGCAGUUAGUGAUAAUGCACAAUCUGGGAGUCAAACUUGUACUUGUACCAAUGGAAGCAUGCACACAACUAUUCUCACCAGUUCAAUUACAGAAGGUACUGGUCAACAUAAGCGUGUAUCAGCAUUCCUGGACAAGGGCAGUGGACAUAAGAGAAGGAGAUUGUCUAAUGGGGCAGGUUGUAGUAAUACUGGAAACGGAACACAUGAAGAUGGUGUAGCCAAUGAGCAGGAAGACCAUGACAGCACCAUCUAUGUUCCAGAUGGUUCUUUUCCUGCCCUAGAAGAUGAAACUGGGCAAUCUGAAUAUAUGACUGAAGAUGAUGAGGGUUACAUAUUCGCUGGACACGGAACGGAUUGUGUAUUAUCAUAUCGAGACCCAAACCAUGCAAAUUGUGAAAUGCAAGAGGAUCCUUUUGAUUGUAUAUAUCGGAAUGUACCAAGUGGCCAUCAUGUUUCGCAGCCAGUGCCUAACUGCACAAAUUGCAAUGCAAAACGGUUCCAGUAUGAGAAUCCAACAUUUUGUUGCAUGGGUGGCAAGGUCAAGAUAGUAACUCCAUAUGUUCCUGAUGAAAUGCGCCGACUAUACACAAGUCAAGAUCCUGACGCUAAGUACUUUCAGGACAAUAUCCGGGUCAAUUGGAAUCUUAUGCCUUUAUGGAUCAUGAACUUGAAGUGAAGGCUUCUGCUGAGCUCUAAGAGCAACUCCAAUGGGGCGACCCAUUUCGUUCGCCCGCGUCCGUUUGGGUCGGCGCGGACAAAAGUGGCGGCCUAACGCGCCGACCCAAACUCAAAUCGUGUCCGCCUGGCGUCCCCGCCGACCCAUUUCCGGCCCAAAAUUGCGCCUGGAAUGCGUCGGCGCGGACGCGAAGCGGACUCGCCGCGCGUCUCCUCGCCGUCCGCCGCAUCCCCACCUGGCGGCCACCCAACCGCCACCGGUCGUCUUGUUUAUGACGACCACCGACAGCGGGCCCACGCGUCAGCCAGUGGAAGCGUCCUUUUUUAACCACGCAUGCGGCGGGGUCGGCCUCAUCCACUUCUCCCGUCCACAUCUGCCCCCCCACCACUCCAUUUGCUUCCUCGCCGAUGACCGCAAACCCUAGCGCGCCCAUGGGCCUCUUCGGCAGCAGCAAUGGCAAGGGCAAGGGCACCCCCGGCGCCUCGUCCUCCCGUGCUCCCCUUCCCCCUCCUCCUCCUCCGGCGGCUCGGGUGUCGACGCCGUCCCGCCGCCGUUCCCACCGCCGCCCCCUCAGGUAGAGCCGGAGGACAUGGAGGCGGAGGCGGAGUACCAAGCCGCCCUCGAGGAGGCCCUGCAACACGCGCUGGAGGCUAGCCGCCUCGAGGAGGACGCACACUGGGAUGGGCUGGAGCAAGCCCUUGCCCUGUCGGCGGCGAGGGACUCCGUCCACACCCCGCUCUUCGUGCCGCCACCGCCACCGUCGCCGCCCGUCCAGCCCAAGCCGGAGCCGAAGCUGGAGCCGACGCGUAAGCGCUCCCCGCCUCCACCCACUUGGCCGGAGGAGGCCUACUCGUGGACGGGCCAGUACCGCGAGUGGGUGAGCGCGCCUCCCGUCCACUUCGCCACGACGCCGGAGGAGGAGGCGGCCCACCUCGAGCGAUGGAAGGAGCACUGGCUCCGCCAGGAGCAGGCCGACGGCGAGGAGCAGAUGCGCUACGAGGCCAUGCUCCAACGCGACGCGGAGGCGCUCCGGCUCGAGGAGGAGGAGCGUGCGUGGCUUGCCGCAAUGUCGCCGCCCCAGCAGACGCCGGAGGAGGCUGCCCUGGCAGCGUACCGGGUGGCGUUCGGGUGGGCUGGCCCUGCUCCGGUCUUCAUCGACCUCACCGACGACGGCGGCGUCGAUGGCAAGGGCAAGAGCAAGGCCGGCGAUGUCUAGGGCAGCGUGCCGGGCGGCAGCAUGCGGAUGCAGACUUUUUUUAAUGUUUUAUUUAAUGUUUAUUAGAUUUAUGUGGACUUUGGCCGGAGUUUGACCGGCCACUUUAUGUUUAAUUAUGUUUAUUUAUGUUUAUUUCA